AUGGCGCUGGCUUUCUUCCAGCAAGCGGGUGACUUUGUGACCAAUUCAUUUACAAAUUCUCAAAGUCAACGACCUGUUUUAGCUGUUGCAGGGGCCUCACUUACGGUAGGACUGGCUCUCGGCGCAAUAUGGGCAUCUGAGAGAUCACCACCUAAAAUCAUCCCGUCGCCUCUAAAGGCUGUUCAGUCUGCUACAAUAACCAAGGAUGGAGAAUUGCCUGUGCUUCCUCUAGAUGUUCUUCCUGGUGCGCGCGAUGUCUCGACACCUUAUGGUUCAAUUCGAGUGUACGAAUGGGGACCGGAAGAUGGACACAAGGUCCUGCUCGUUCAUGGCAUCUCCACUCCAUGCGUUUCGCUAGGAGGUCUGGCCCAUUCCUUGGUAGAUAGAGGAUGUCGCGUUAUGAUUUAUGAUUUAUUCGGGAGAGGAUUCUCCGACACUCCAGGCGAUAUCCCUCAAGAUGAUCGACUCUUUGCUACACAGAUUUUCCUCGUUCUUGCUUCAUCACCGCUAUCCUGGACUGGUUCAUCAUCGGGCAAAUUUUCUCUUAUCGGCUAUUCACUAGGCGGCGGUAUUACUGCCGCUUUUGCGUCACAUUUCCACGGCCUGCUUUCGUCUUUGAUUCUCCUUGCACCGUCAGGAUUGCUACGUGACUCUCACGUCGGCUGGCAAACUCGCCUUUUGAAUGCAAAGGGCUUGCUUCCGGAGAGCGUCAUUGCAAGCCUUGUCAAAGGCCGACUGAGAGCUGGUCCGCUAGUCAAACCCAAAAAGGGCAAUAGUUCGCACAACGCGACCGUCGGUGUUGAAGACGCUCUUACUCAAGAGCUCACUGCUUCUUCUCAACAAGUGCUCUCACGAACAUACCCAUCUUUGAAGACUGCGGAAGCUGUGACUUGGCAGGUAGAGAAUCACGAUGGCUUCAUCCCAUCAUUCAUCUCCAGUAUGAGACAUGGUCCGAUCUUGCAAAAGUCGCAGCUAGAGAAUUGGAAGAGACUGGGAAGAUUCCUUUCUCAACGCAAACGAGAAGGMAGCGGCACCGGUCUCGCCCACGAUAAGGUUCUGGUCGUGUUAGGAGAAACCGACAACGUCAUUUUCAAAGAUGAUACCGUUGAGGAUGUGACGCAUGCGCUGGAAGGCAAUGCGCAGAUUACAUACUUCAGCAUUGGACAUGAAUUUCCCAGUGUUAAAUACGAAGAGUUGGCUGACCAGCUCAUCGAGUUUUGGAAAUAG
Messenger RNA from Talaromyces amestolkiae, 1227 nucleotides. RefSeq lists its product as uncharacterized. The record is from RefSeq and is a predicted model, not a curated record. Lineage: Eukaryota; Fungi; Ascomycota; Eurotiomycetes; Eurotiales; Trichocomaceae. Bases 1 to 1227 code for a protein of 408 amino acids. Gene Ontology annotation, biological process: regulation of lipid storage. Gene Ontology annotation, cellular component: endoplasmic reticulum. The transcript is spliced from 2 exons.